AUGAUCCAGAAGCUGACGGCUGAGGUCGAGAAUGCCAAGUGCCAGUGUGAGGAGAUGGAGAUGGCCACACAGAAGCACACGCAGGGCCCGAGGCACAGCAAGGAGGAUCUGAACAGGCUUAACCAGGCCAUUCAGCAGCUGGCUGUGGAGCCCUGUGAACUAGAGAAAGCCAAGGACCUAGCAGCCCUGCAGGAGGAGGGCGCCUCGGGAGGUGCUAAGGGCAAGCUGGCCUGGCUGGAGGGCGCCCUGCAACGGGCCAAGCAGGACAUUGCACGGCAGUUGCGCGAGUACCAGGAGCUCAUGAUUGUCAAGUUGGGCCUGGACUUCGAGAUCGCCACCUACUGCAGACUUCUGGAGAGUGAGGAGAGCCGGCUUGGUCUGGGAUUUGGGGCAGGGAGUGUGGCCCUGGGCAGCGCUGCGGCCAGCAGGACAUUGGCCUCGAGCCCCUCCCGCCUGCUGGCGCCUCGAGCUGGCUCCGGCGCCCUGGACGCGAGCGCCCCCAGCGGCGGUUGUGCGCGCUGCGGCCGCCCAGCUUGCGACGGGGGCUUCAGCUGCAGCGGCUCCCGCGGAUGCUGA
Messenger RNA from Marmota monax (woodchuck), 576 nucleotides. RefSeq names its product keratin, type II cuticular Hb1-like. Lineage: Eukaryota; Metazoa; Chordata; Mammalia; Rodentia; Sciuridae. The coding region runs from base 1 to 576 and encodes 191 amino acids. Gene Ontology annotation, biological process: keratinization; intermediate filament organization. The transcript is spliced from 5 exons. Gene Ontology annotation, cellular component: keratin filament. Gene Ontology annotation, molecular function: structural constituent of skin epidermis. The record is from RefSeq and is a predicted model, not a curated record.